Molecule: messenger RNA, 363 nt
Organism: Durusdinium trenchii
Lineage: Eukaryota; Dinophyceae; Suessiales; Symbiodiniaceae
Source: the annotation of a GenBank genome assembly
GGUGUGACCUGCGUGAUCAACUAUGAUGCAGCAGGAUCUGGAAAAGAUUAUGUCCACCGUAUUGGAAGGACAGGCCGUGCCGGCCAUAAAGGUUUGGCAUACUCCUUGCUGAUUUUGCACAAGGAGGACAAAAAGGCACAAGAAAUAGCAUCCGUUUUGGUGCGAAGUGGCGCCAUCAUUCCGCCAGAGCUGGAACGAUUUGUUCAGCGACGCGAUGCCCAAAGAAAGGGUGACAAAGGGAAGGGCAAAGGCCGGAAGGGGAAGGACAGACGAGAUGGGAAAGGCAAAGAUGGAAGGGGCAAAGAUGGCAAAGGCAGAGGAAAAGGAAAAGGUGGCGGGAAAGGCAGAGCAUGGGAGCCAUGA